Bemisia tabaci is the source of this 2928-nucleotide messenger RNA. RefSeq lists its product as uncharacterized. The record is from RefSeq and is a predicted model, not a curated record. NCBI's taxonomy places the organism in Eukaryota, Metazoa, Arthropoda, Insecta, Hemiptera, Aleyrodidae.
AUUAGGUAUCUGCUCUUCACUUUAAUUCUUAUCUCAGUCUCUUUUGAGAACAAAUCGGGUUGAAUUCAUUUAUUUACCAUACUUCAACAUUGUCCGGAUUGCAUCAAGAUCCUCUCCGUGCCAAUUUAUUUCUCCUCCAAAAUUCCAGAUGACCGCAUCGUCGAAGAAAACCAAGGGGAGGGCCGAGCCUCUUUUCCUUCAUUUUCAUACUCUGGUACUAACAUUGCUUCUAACUGCAGCUAUCUUAGAUGCAGCCAAGGCGUCUCCAUAUGUCUCAACCAGAUCUGUGUUGGACAAUGAAGUAGAGGAUGAGUCGCCUCAAGUUAGGUUACGUAGUACAUUCUCCAGCGAAUUAGAGCUUUUGGAGCCGAUUGCGACUGAUGCACCACAAACAUAUCUAGAGGAUUCGAAUCCAACAGGGGAACUUUACUUACUUUCUGAUACGACUUCAGAGCCGACUGAAACCGAAGAACCGAUUUCAGAUCUCGACGAACCAACUUCGGAGCCGACUGAAACAGAAGAGCCGACUUCAGAUCUCGAUGAAACAACUUCGGAGCCGACUGAAAUAGACGAGCCACUGGUAGUCUCGACACGUCCGUCGGGCUUGUUUAAUUUUGACGAGGAAUCCUCAAAAUCAACUGACCCGAUUUCAGCCGCGGAAGAUGUUCUUUACGAUGACCCUUACAUGAGGCACGUUGCCGGCCCGCUGAAAGAUGAUGACUUAGAAUACAGUCUCGAUUUUUAUGCCGAUAAAAUGGCGAUGAAAGAAUUUGACUUCAGCCCUGUGGACAUUGCGAGAAAGUUAACAGCUGCUGCUAAAGCGCACGGCACUCAACCAGACCAAUUCCUUGAGGAGAUCCAAGACUUGAUAGCUUUGCAGAACCGGUCGAGCACGGAGGUGAUUGGACUCACCAACGAAAAAGAGGUCUCGCAACUCCACUCGGUGUUAAUGAGAUCGAGUUUACUACAGCGAGUUACGGACGGCUGGAAGCACGCAUUGAAACGCCUCGAGGAGAAAUACAACGUGAGCGCGCCGGAGUCCGCAGGUCCUGAGUCAAUCACGGCCACACGGCUGGCUCUCAUGUUCCCGCAAUACGUCAAUUUUGGCCAAAAACCUUUUACGGAGCCCUCGUGGACCAACGUGUUGUCAUCGGGUGAGCACGGCUUUUCGGUUCCGGAUUUUUUCAAACGUCCGGAAUUCAGUGGCUUCAUCCCUCGAGAUACGAACUCGCUUGGGUACCAAGCUAGGCAAGCAAUCAUAGGCACACACUUGUAUGCUCUUCACAAAGACAAUCUCAAUGAUGGGGUCCCUCUUCGGACCAAAUGCGUAAUGUUAAAACGACGGAUUGAUAAAAGUUUGCUGUCGAAGGAACGCAGAAUUAGGUUUCUCAAAAAUAAUGACAUUGUCGACAUUAAUGGUUAUGUGGUACACUCGAUAUUAAAAACCUUCACGUUUCUUCCAGAAAAUUUCACUCAGAAAAUCAUAUGGGAUCUUUUUGGAGAAAACAAACCCAUGUCAUGGUCAUACCCCUAAAUCCUUGACAGUUGAUAUCUAACAGUUGAUACAUGUGCCCUAUACAAGUUUUCCAACACUUGUCUGCUGUUUUGACGAGCUAAAUAAUUAGUCCCUGCAUUUCACAGCAAUAAAAGAGAGAACAAGGCGUUUCUCAGCGCUGCCGUGCGAAGGGAAAACGCCGUAUGAACAUUCGGGAGUUGCCAAAUUUCCUUCGAUAAAAAAUAUAUUUUUGAGGAAAGCUAUGAACAUUUUUCCUUCAAAUUUUAAGGAGCUCUGUGUAAAAUUGCGAGCAAAAUUAUAUGAAAAAUUGGAAGAAAAAUAGUUACAAAAUUUCUCGAGAUUUCACGAUUUACCUAGGGAGAUUUGGCAACGCCUGAAUGUUCAUACGGUGUUUUUCCUUGGCACGGUAGAGCGGGUAGACGUCUUACCAGUGAUUUGAGACGACAGCGCGGCUGAUGCCGCAUUUCGUACCAUACUGUCAGCAAAAAAUUGGGGGGGGGGACCUAGCGCUCCUUCAAUUUCUCAAGUAUGCGACAUAGACGCCCGUAGAGCAGGAAUAGUUGCAUGAAGGCGUUGCGAUCUACCAGUGCGUCUCACUUGCGUGACAGAGACACCAAGAACAUUCAUCUUUUUUCGUCCGAUCAAUUUAGGAGGUAUGAACCACGAAUGCCAUUAAAACUUUUAAAUUCUCCAUAGGAAUGAAAUAAAGUAACACUGAGUUACUUAUGCACUGAGAAGAGCAAACUUCUUCAUUUAGAUUUUUUUAUAGUUAAAAUAAUUAAUGCUCAUUGAUUUUAAGUUUAGGAUCUUCUGUUUGGGCGAACUUCGUGAAUCUUGGUUGAAUGAAGUUGCGUAUAAGUUCAUAAUAAUUAAAAAAACGUCAGUGUUCACCAGAAGUUUCACGAUCUGAGGAAUACAAUGAAUUAUAUGACUGGACGCUGAUGCUGGUACACAUGUGGGUUUCGCUCGCUUAGAUAUUAUCUAAUUAGGAUGAAUGACAUUUGUAUUGCUUCUUUCACCAUUGAAGAGAGGCAUCUCAGUUAAUAUCGGAAUUAGAAGAAUGACGACUGGAUUUAUCUCAUAGUAGUCUAUCAGACACCAUGAUCCAACACUUAUCCUGUGACUAAUUCUUCAAUUGGACUACAUUUUGCAAUUUGGAACUAUAGAUUCUAGCCCAGUUUAAAAACAACGUAUUUGCCAUUAGUUCCCCUAUGCACAUAAGUGGUUUUUCGGGUGAGCCAGAAUUUAUAGGUCCCAAUUGCAAAAUGCAGUCCAAUUACAAUUCUGUAGCAUUAGCCACAUACCCAUUUUUUGUAUCUUUCUUUUCUUCUUCAUUCUUUCUGCUCACUUCCUACUGCAACUACUACUCAUGUGAUGCUUUUGAAAAAAAUAGACUUAAGGUAAUUUUUAUA